Molecule: messenger RNA, 2414 nt
Organism: Eucalyptus grandis
Lineage: Eukaryota; Viridiplantae; Streptophyta; Magnoliopsida; Myrtales; Myrtaceae
Product: rab3 GTPase-activating protein catalytic subunit
Exons: 14
Coding region: 189-2270 (693 amino acids)
Biological process (GO): positive regulation of GTPase activity
Molecular function (GO): GTPase activator activity
Source: RefSeq, a predicted model, not a curated record
GCUCCGUAGUCGUCCUCAGUAACACACUUCCCCUGGUUCUUCUCCCAUCGUCUCCCUCGCGCACUCCCACUUUCUCUCUCUUCUCUUUUCUCUCUCUAGGAGCAGCAGCAGCUACGAACAUGGCGGCAUUUCCGUUCCCGAUUUAGCGACCGCCCUCGAUCGUCGCGCCCCCUCGCUUCCCGCCGGAUAUGGAGGAGCCCUCCUUCGUCUCCAAAGCGAGGAUCGCCUUGCAUUCCGCGGCGGCGAAAGCGGAGCGCGUGCUCGCCGACAUCAAAUCCGAUCUCAAGCACGACCACCACCACCACCGAGAUGGUGAGAGGAAAUCGGCCGCGAGUUUGUCGACGGGAGAUGAAUCUCCGUGCGACUCGGCAGAGUCAAAGGCAUACCACGAGUCAAAGAACUUAAGGUGGAGACCACCACCAAUAACGUUAGGGACGAAGCAGGAUUGGCAGGACAGAUUGAAAAACAUAAGAAUAGGGAGAAAAGGAGCUGAUGACACCGAGAAAUCUGAGAAUUCGAAGAUGUCCUUCCCAAUUUUCGACGAAAACCUGUACAUAGUGAAUGAGAAGAAUGAUUUUGAAUCAAGGGGUUCAGAGUCUAUAUCCAUAUUGGACGGUCUAAUUGCUGGUAACACAGAGAAAAUUCCUCCAUCACCAGUUAUCAAGCAACUGGCUGUGGCUGUAGAGAAUGGGAGGAAAUUUAGCUCAAUGAAAGAUUUUCUGGCAACAAACAAAGGUUCUUCUCCUAUCAAGGAAAGGGCAGGACUAAGUCUCUCUGCUGUGAGGUCGCUUGUGCUUCGUGAAAAGGAAGACAAUAUAUCCGAGUUUCCAGAUGAAGUGAAGCUCUAUUCUUUGAUUAGUUUGCUGUUUGAUGCAGAGGGAAAGUUUCUUAGAAGAAAGAUCAGUUCUGGUUCAGAAACCACUGCUGCAACAUUGCCGAGAGAUAUUCAUGCAGCUCCACCUGAAAGCUUUGUUACCAAAGUUGCUGAAGUCAUUGGAAGCUGUAAAACAAUGAGGGAUAUGGCUUUAUUUUGGUGCAGGGUUGUUGCUGAGCUGCGCAGAAGCUGGGAUGAGGAGCAACAUAUAGCUGGCAUUCCAGCGGACCAUAUUCCAGAUCUUAAUUGCUGUCUUCUAUAUCAGCAGCUGCAGGUCAUCAACUGUUGCAUAUCCCGCAAACGGCGCCACAUGGUCACGUCUGAAUCGUUAGACACCACAAUAAGGGAAGCCAGUUCACAAGUUGAAAAACCCAAUGUUCCCACAAAUACAGUUUUGGACAGCCCUGCUUUGUAUGCAAGAUUAAAUACAAGGGAGCUUGUUCUGCGUCUGGGGGCAGAUCACCCAUGUGAUGAUCUAUGCAUGUUGGAAACUGGUGAACCUGUGUACUCUCCUGUGACCCAGGAAGGUCCUUUACUUACGGAAGAUCUCAUCAAAGAAACAGAAGAAUUCAUACUUCGGACAGGGAGUGUUGGUGCUGGGUGCUCUCAACUCCUCUCUGACAUGCAAGCUUUCAAGGCUGCUAAUCCUGGUUGCAUUCUAGAAGAUUUUGUAAGAUGGCAUUCUCCUCCAGACUGGACCGAAUCUGACCUAGGAUAUGAGAAUGAGAACGCAUCAACAAAAGGCCAAUUAAGCAGUCGAAUGCAAAAAGAAGGUAAUUUAUGGCGUGAACUAUGGGAAGCGGCAAAACCAGUUCCAGCAGUCAAGCAGGCACCUCUAUACGAUGAGGAUUUGGCAGUAGAAGGAAUUCUGGAUUUCUUUGAGGACAUUCCGCCUGUUGAGCUGUUUGAACAACUCUUUGUUUCCCUGCUUGCAGUGGGGUUUGUGAUUGCCGAGGCUUCACUUUCAGCAGAUCCUAAUUUCUCAAGACUGUUUUAUGAGUGCAAAGAUUAUGUAACUUCCACUUGUCAAGGGAGGAGCAUCAGGGAGAAAGUCGAUGAUCUUUGGCAGGUAUAUGAAACAAUGGAGAUGAUGCUGCUCAAACCCGAGGAAGCUUUAAAAAUGGUGCAGCCUCCGGAAGAUACAAGCGCCACACCAGGUGAACCAAGGCGCCGGUUCAAGAGACUGAGUCUCAUCUUCGGUGGCAAGGACAGACAGACAAAAGAGCAAGAAACAAAGAACCAGAAGAAUGCAGAAGAUAACCCGGCUCGUCAAUCAUUUGCCAAUUUCUUUGAUAGCAAGUCAUCUUUAUUUUUGCGGAAGCCUCCGAAGCCCAGUAGCGCAUCCUCGGCUGAAAAGCCUUCAUGUCCCGUCGAAAAUGACUGGACAAUUGUGUAGAUAUUCUGUAUACACCUUUUUUGUGUUUUCACACCCCUUAAUUUAUGGGGCUGUUUAUUACAUCGUUUGGUUGAUAAAUGUAAAUUAUCUUGAAUAUCUAGCCAAGGGAUCUUCAUUAUAAGGAAGCAUCAAUUUUUUUUAUUC